UCCUUUUCCGGUUUUUAUCGAGUGAAAGUGUACUGUUCUCGACGAGCUAAGGCCAAAUCCGGCAACGUACACUGUUUAUUCGUGACAUCAAGCUUAAAAUUUACUUCAGGACUAAACAAUGGCUUCCACAGACGAACUGGCGUGCACAUAUGCUGCCCUCAUCCUCGCUGAUGACCAGGUUACCGUCACUGAUGACAAAAUCAAGACCAUCUUGAAGGCUGCUGGAGUAAACGUUGAGCCCUACUGGCCAGGUCUGUUUGCCCGUGCCUUGGAGGGUAUCAAUGUGCGUGAGCUCAUCUCCAACGUAGGAAGCUCUGCUGGUGCUGCCCCGGCAGCAGCUGGUGGCGCUGCUCCUGCAACAGAGGAGAAGAAAGAGGAGAAGAAGGAAGAGAAGAAAGAGGAAUCAGAGGAGUCGGACGACGACAUGGGCUUUGGUCUCUUCGACUAAAGCAUCAGCCAUUGUUGUUUAUGUCUUGUACCAUUUAAAGAGAAAAAAAGAGAAAAAUAAUA
Mya arenaria is the source of this 510-nucleotide messenger RNA. RefSeq names its product 60S acidic ribosomal protein P1-like. Gene Ontology annotation, cellular component: ribosome; cytosolic large ribosomal subunit. The record is from RefSeq and is a predicted model, not a curated record. Bases 119 to 448 code for a protein of 109 amino acids. Gene Ontology annotation, molecular function: structural constituent of ribosome; protein kinase activator activity; ribonucleoprotein complex binding. Gene Ontology annotation, biological process: translational elongation; cytoplasmic translation. NCBI's taxonomy places the organism in Eukaryota, Metazoa, Mollusca, Bivalvia, Myida, Myidae. The transcript has 5 exons.